UUCAUUUUUAUCAUUUACCUUCUUUUCUUCUAUUAAUUUCUUAUUGUAUACUUUUCUUUUCUUUAAAAAAAUGGACGAUCAAAGAAGCAAUGAUAAUGUCCAUGCAGAACAAGGUCUUGUUACAGACACAUCCGAUACUGAUGGGCAAUAUUCCAGUGUCAUUCUCCAACUCACUAACCUAGAUGGUGGAUUCAGAUGCUUAUUGGAUAAAGUAAAACAAGAUAUGCAAGCAGCUAAGGAUGCUGCUGUAUUUUUGAAAAAAAGAGCUGCGAUGGAAGAGGAAUAUGGAAAGCAGAUGGCGAAGCUUGCUCAAACAACAGCAGAGGCAUUUGAUAAAGCUCAUCCCAGAUCAGGAACAUAUGGUGACGCAUGGACAUCAAUUCUUAAAGUACAUGAAACCAUGGGAGAGCAGCGUUUGAAAUUUGCUACAGAUAUUGCUGAAGUAGCCGAUGAUCUACUUCUAUUAUCAAAAGACACCGAGAAAAGCAGAAAACAGGCCAAGGAAGUCGGCCAAAAACACGAAAAGACUUUGUCUGACGCCGACGCAGCAUUGGAGAAGAGUAAACAACGCUAUGAGCUUCACUGUGAGGAAUGGGAAAGGGCAAUAUUACAAAAGAAUGGUGAACCUGUAAAUGCACCCAAGAAGGGACUGUUCAAGUCAAACAAAACCCAAGCUCAGAUGGAAAGAAUAGAAGAAGAUGCGCGUACAAAAGCAACACUUGCAGACCAAACUUAUCGACAGCAACUUCAAGCAGCAAAUGUUGCACGCCAAGAUUAUUAUCAAGCACAUUUGCCAAACACAUUGACGGCUCUUAAAAACGUAGGAGAAGAGUGCUGUGUGGCAUUGAGGUAUCAACUUGCUCGAUAUGCUUAUAUAUUUGAGCAAGCACUGACUGCAGAUGGAAUUGCUCUAGAUAAUGAUGAUGGUCUGGGUCUCCGUUCAUUAACUGAAAAGAUCGACAAAGACGGUGAUUUGAACAACUAUAUCAAAUCAUACAGCGGGCGUGGAAUAAAGGUCCAGAAAAAUGAGAUUCCUUACAAGGAGUAUAGUAUGUCUGUCACUGCCCUUCAUGUUUUAAAUCCAAAUCCAGUGUUUGGGGUUGAAUUGAACACGUUAAUGGAGAGAGAUAAAAACGAGGUUUCGUUGAUUCUCACAAAAUGCUGUGAAGCUGUGGAUGCCUAUGGACUCAAUACUGUUGGCCUAUAUCGUGUAUCGGGCACAAACACUCAAAUCCAAAGACUAAAGGCUGCAUUUGACAGAGACUGUAAUGCCGUAAAUCUGCUUACAGAAGAGAACAUCUCGGAUAUCAACAAUAUCACAAGCCUACUUAAAUUAUGGCUUCGCGAGCUCCCAGAUCCACUAUUUCCUCGGAGCAUGUACCAGAGAUUCCUCGGUGCAGCGAAGAUUGAAGAUGAUCGAAUGCGUGUACUCGGUCUUCAUACAGUUAUUAACGAUCUUCCAGAUGCCCAUUAUGCAACACUCAAAUAUCUUAUGAGCCAUCUCGACAGGGUCCAGCAAAACCAAAGAUACAAUAAGAUGGGUGUAUCCAAUCUUGCUACCAUAUUUGGAUUGACUUUAAUGGGUAAUGAUGGAGAUGGUCAGUUCAAUGCGUCUGCAAUGACAACUCAAGAUGCCCAGCGGUUGGCAGAAACACAGUGGCAAGUUAGAGUAGUUCAGACUAUUCUAGAGCAUUAUCGUUUGAUUUUUGAGCCUGAUGAAGUUUAGUUAAAUAUAAAUGGAAUGGCUAUUAUUAAACAUAGAAAUAUACUUGAAAUUAUACAUUGAAUUGGAUACCAUCUUUUUUUAAUAAAAAAAAACAAGAUCUAAUCGCCUAAGCUAUCUUCAAAGUAUCAAUUAAUUUCUGAAACAUCUUCCCCUACAAAAGGAAUCACAAUUAAAUAAAUGAGCAAUCUUAUGGUGGAUAAUACUAUUUUUUUUUAUUGUCGUUUGUGGUGUUACUGGAAUGCAACACUCCAUUUUUCUGCAACAGCUGCUGUACUUCCGCUUGCAAAUCCAGUGCCUUCAGGGCUCAUAUCCACAAUGUCUUUUGGCUUGGUUUUUGUCUCGCAAACAUAGCAUUUUUUGGUCUUUUUUACCCAGAAAGCUUGGUAGAAUUACACAACGAUUUUAGGCAGGCUGGACAGACAUGUUUAUCUUUAUUUCCUUCCUCUUUCUGGAAUUUGAUAGGAAUCAGAGACUUUAAGCUGACAGGAUGAGGAUGCUUUGUUGCUGUACACAUUGCCUGCUUCUGUACUGGCUUCAGUGUUGUGGUGUACAAUUUGGAAGCAUCAGGAGUCAUUGAUGGCACCCAAAAGCUGCCAAUCUGUGUUUUUGCUGCCUCUGCUUUUUCUCCUGCAAGUCUUUGACAUGCCUUUUCUACAUCUCUAUCAGCAAUAUCCUUCAAGUCUUCUUCCACAAGCUCAAAUUUGCGCUUUGAUCCAGUAGUAGCCAAUUCACGCGAUGUAUUGGAUGUGGGAUCUGAUGAUUCGAAUUCAUUCUUUUCUGAUGUUGAAAUUACUACAGGUGUGGAUUCGGAUGUCUGUUUCUUUCUAGUCCCAAGCAUACUCGUCUGAGUUUUUUCAAAUUCAUCAAGUAUUGUCUGCUUUGCUUCUUCUUCAUCCCGCGCCUUUUGAUUUUGUAUAUCUUGUUGCUUUUGUUCUAAUAUACGUUCUUCUCUUUUGAUCGUUUGUUUCUGUGUCAGGAUUGAUUCGUAGAUACAUUCCUUGCAGGCCAAAUGACCUUGAGGACAUGCAACUGGAUCUCUGGCUGUUUGCAGACAAAGAAAACAUGCAUCGUAUUCUCGGAAUGAAUCUCGACCAAGGCGUUGCCUCUUUGUUCCAUAUUCCAACGAAUUGGACUCAUGGUACGUAAAUACACUGGAGGCCGUGUUAUUCUUGGAAUGUCGUGGCAUUACUGUUUUUUAAUUAUAAUGAUAAU
Messenger RNA from Phycomyces blakesleeanus NRRL 1555(-), 2938 nucleotides. RefSeq lists its product as hypothetical. NCBI's taxonomy places the organism in Eukaryota, Fungi, Mucoromycota, Mucoromycetes, Mucorales, Phycomycetaceae. Bases 71 to 1726 code for a protein of 551 amino acids. The transcript is spliced from 17 exons. Gene Ontology annotation, cellular component: cytoplasm. Gene Ontology annotation, biological process: regulation of GTPase activity; signal transduction. The record is from RefSeq and is a predicted model, not a curated record.